Musca domestica (house fly) is the source of this 1540-nucleotide messenger RNA. RefSeq names its product protein Peter pan (gene ppan). Gene Ontology annotation, molecular function: rRNA binding. Gene Ontology annotation, biological process: ribosomal large subunit assembly; rRNA processing. Lineage: Eukaryota; Metazoa; Arthropoda; Insecta; Diptera; Muscidae. Bases 121 to 1506 code for a protein of 461 amino acids. The transcript is spliced from 3 exons. The record is from RefSeq and is a predicted model, not a curated record. Gene Ontology annotation, cellular component: preribosome, large subunit precursor.
AAGUCGCUUCGCUUCGUUGUCUGAUUGAAACACGCGGUGGUGGGCAGUCAAACAUUUUGUUUUCAUUUGAAAUUUAACUGGGUAUAUUUUGAAUUAAAAGUUACUUAAUAAACACAAAGAAUGGGCAAAUCCAAGAAGAAACAUCCCAAGAAGCGUACUGCCGCAUUUAAGGAAGGCGAACCGAGUGAAUUGGCCGAGGCACCUCAUUCCUUCAUUAUACAUCGUGGUCUGUCCUGUCCAUUCAUUACCGACUUGACAUUGGAUUUUCGUCGAAUUAUGGAACCAUUUACGGCCAGUGAAUUGAAGGAGAAGAAAAUCAAUCGUAUAAAAGAUUUUGUUGCUGUUAGUAGUUUCUUUCAUGUCUCGCAUAUGGGUAUCUUCAAUAAGGCGGCUACCCAGCUGUCGUUCAAGGUGGCUCGUUUACCCCGUGGUCCCACUCUAACAUUUAAGGUACAUCAAUUUACGCUAGCCCGCGAUGUGAUAUCACAGAAUAAGAAGCAAUUUAUCGAUGAGGGCAUGUUCAAACACUCACCGUUGGUGGUGAUGAAUAACUUUACGGGUGAUGGUAAACAUUUGAAGCUGAUGGCCCAUACCUUCCAAAAUAUGUUUCCUGCUAUUAAUUUGGCGGAGGUUAAUAUUGCAACAAUAAGGCGCUGUGUUUUAUUCUCAUAUAAUCCCGAAACAAACUUGGUCGAGAUGAGACACUAUUCCAUACAAGUUGUACCUGUUGGCCUUAACAAAGGUGUCAAAAAACUGGUUAUGGGGAAAAUUCCCAAUCUAGCGAAAUGUGAAGAUAUUGCCGAGUUCAUAAUGCAGGAUGGAAACGCCUCCGAGUCCGAAGCUGAAGACGAUGAGAAUACCCAAGUAGUUCUACCACAAACGCUCAAACGUAAAGGCAAUCUGGAAAAUAAUAAAUCAGCAAUUAGACUCCAAGAGAUUGGACCUCGUAUGACAAUGCAACUGAUGAAAAUCGAAGAAGGCCUGUUGACCGGUGAAGUUCUCUACCACGAUCACAUUGUUAAGACAGAAGAAGAAAAGGAAGAACUUAGAAAAAUGGUGGAAAAGAAACAAAAACUAAAGGAACAACGUAAAAAGCAGCAAGCCGAAAAUAGGGCACGGAAACUCAAAGAACAACAAAAGAAAUCCAAAACCCCUGGUCAAGGCACUGAAGAGGUUGACUACGAAGAGGUGGCUGCGGCCAGUGAUUUAGACGACGAUGCCGUCUAUUACAAAGAAGAAGUGGGCGAAGAACCCGAUGAGGAACUUUUCAAAUCCACAGAACCCGAAUCGAGAAAAAGAACCAAAUUGCCACCUAGUUUUAAAAACAAAAAACCCAAAUUGGAAAACAACAAGGACGGUGGCAGUAAAAAAGACUUCAAUAAAAACGGUUUCAAAAACGGCAAAUCCUUUGGUGACAAGAAAAAGGGAUGUUUCAAGGAUAAGGGCGACAAAAAGAAAGGCGGUUUCAAGGAUAAGAAAUCGUUUAAAUUUAAUAAGAAAAAAUAACACUGUAAAUAAUUUAUUAGGGAACUUUUUACAA